AUGAGCUCAAGAUCAACUAGAGAUCUUAGAAAUAUGAUCUCCACAAACCAAAACUCCGACUCCAAGGAAGUUUACGGAGGAGAAGAUUAUGACGAUGUUCCGAAUAUAGAUGCUAAUCCUAGUCAUAAAAUUGCUUUUCAAAAUAAAUUAAACACCAGUGCGCCUAUCAGAGGAUCAACUGGACACUUGAGAGCUCUCUCGAGUUAUAAUAAGAAAUAAGUCUGAUGCCUUAGAGCUUCCUAUGAUCAAAAAUCCUAACAAAGAGACUAUGGUGACUCUUGAUCUCGAAAAGAAACUGAAAAAGUUGCAAAAUUUGUCACAAAAUGAUAAAGAAAUGAUUGAAAUUCAAAGAAAGAAACUGGCCCAACAGAAAUUUGAAAUCGAAAAGUUGUUAAAAUAAGAUAGAAGCCCUCAAACACUGAAAAGACUGACUACAUCCGACUGAAAAGGGAGAAUGAGCAGUUCCAACUGGAGAUUGAGAAGUUAUAAGAAAUGAAAACAGGGAACUAACCAUUAGCUCUGAUACCUACCAAGAAGAGUUUGAAAGAGCAGUUAAUAAUAAUAAAGAUCUCGAAAACAACCUUUCUCAGAUUACUCAUGAAUCUAAGGUAAAGACUGAGGAGAUCAAGAAGAUCAAGAAACAUUAUGAGGAUAAGCUCAAGGAUGUUACUGCUAGUAACAAUAAGCUCAGCGAGAGUUAUCAUAACUACAGGGAUAAUAUUGCUAAGAAAGAUGAACAAAUAAACCAUCUCAAAGAUCAGAUCUUGAGAGUUCAGACUGAGCUUGAGAAAUCACAUGGCAAUGCCUCUGGUGGUGGUCUUGUGAAAGAAAUCAAGAAUGAAAAUGAUACCCUCAGAAAUGACAUCAAGAUUCUUAGGAAGCAACUCAUGAAAAUUCAAGAGGAAUAUGAGACAAAAGUAAAGAAAGUUGAAAGAGAAGCUGAAAAAGCUCAGAAAGCAGCAGCCAGCAUUGAUGAGAAAGAGGUCGAGAACCUUAGAGUUCAAUAUGACAACCUUCAAAUCAAGUUUAUUGAUGUUGAAAAAGCUGCAGAAGAGGGCUACCAAGAAAUUCAAAAUUUGAAGAAAGACCUGAAAGAUGCCAAAAACACUAUUUCUGAAAGGAAUAACUCUCUUUCAGAAAAGGAGAACUUGAUUCUAUCUCUCAAGAAGCAACUUGAGGAACUAAAUGUUGAUUAUGAGACAUUAAAAUCUUCAAAUUUUUCCAAAAGCAGUGAAUCUGAAGUUCAGCUGAAGAAUCUAUCUGAGAUGAAUAGCAAAUUAGAGCUUAAAAUCUCAGAACUUGAAAAAGUUAAGUUAAUGAAAGACAAAAAGCUCAAAGAGAGUAACCAAGCUUAUGAAGAACUUGAUACCAAAAUGAAGAGCAAAAUGGAGUUCCUACAUAAUGAUAUUUCCAAGAUUAAGAAGGAAUCUAGAGAACAAAUAGAACAACUAAUGAAGGAAGUAGAAGUAUCCAAAAAGAUCGGCUCUAAACUUACUGACGCUAAGGACCAGAUCUCUGAGCUUGAGCGGGUUAAUAAAGGAUUGAACACAGAGAAAGAAAGUCUAGAAGAGAAAGUUAAAAACUUUAUUGCUAAGAAUAAAGAUAUUUUAUCAAUACUUCAGAAAAUUACAAAAUGCUAUGAGCCUAUGAACUCUAACCUUUCGUGACUCAGUUGUUUGGAGGUACUGGAGAGACCAUUGAUGUUGAUAUGAGGGCAUUCAAUUUGCAUGAAUUGUUUCAACUCUCAUAGUGAUCCUAAGAGUAAGGACUCUAUCGUUUUUUGUGAGGAAUGUAAGAUAGAGACUAAGAACAAAGAACUAAUGGAGAGUAAGGUUAUAGAAACACUUGCUUCAAAAUUCAAGCAGAGUCAGAAACUUAUUACAGAAGGUAUUGGACUCAUGAAAUAACUACAUUAUAAGCAUCACUUCUAAUUG
Messenger RNA from Moneuplotes crassus, 1934 nucleotides. NCBI's taxonomy places the organism in Eukaryota, Ciliophora, Spirotrichea, Euplotida, Euplotidae. The record is from the annotation of a GenBank genome assembly.